Orbicella faveolata is the source of this 6547-nucleotide messenger RNA. Its product is annotated as TNF receptor-associated factor 4-like. Gene Ontology annotation, biological process: regulation of apoptotic process; regulation of canonical NF-kappaB signal transduction; signal transduction. Gene Ontology annotation, molecular function: zinc ion binding; tumor necrosis factor receptor binding; ubiquitin protein ligase binding. The record is from RefSeq and is a predicted model, not a curated record. Lineage: Eukaryota; Metazoa; Cnidaria; Anthozoa; Scleractinia; Merulinidae. Gene Ontology annotation, cellular component: plasma membrane signaling receptor complex.
AAUUAAAUGUAUUUCUAUGCACGUCCGUAGGAUCAUGUUGAUAAUAAGUGUAAGAAGAAGCCAGUGGAAUGUCCAAAUACCUGUGGCAAGAUUAUUGUUCGAGAAGAGAUUGCGUCUCACACCAACAACGACUGUCCUCUGUCCAUGGUCUCCUGUCCUUAUGUUCAGAUGGGUUGCAAUUCAAAGGUCAGCAAUCUAAAAUAGUUUAUAGCACUGAGAGAAAUCCAUUUCGGUUUGUGACCAUAUCAGGAAUUGAAGAAUUUUUUUAUUUAUAGCGAGUGUAAAAAGUAACGACGCAGAAUGAAGCAUAGGUCACGUAGCAAUCGGCUAAUUUUAUGAUGGCAGGAACGGCGCAGUAGAGUAACGCCUGGUUUACACUAGCACAAGCGCAAGCAUAAGUGUUUAUGCUAAGCCUCGAAUGUCGACCGACAUAAGAAUAAGCACAAGCAGAAGCGAACUUAAAAUUCACUUUUUCGUUUUCAAACGGCAUAAAGCGAACGUAAGCACAAGCGCAAGCACAAGAAAAGGAAGUGUUUUGAUGCUUGUGCUUGUGCUUGCGUCGAGGCCGUUUUCACAGUGCAAAAAAGAGCUGUUAUGCUUGCGCUUGUGCUUAAACCAGGCUUAAGGGACUGAAAAGUAUCAGUAUGGGUCGGACGUAAGAUACGUACGGCGAGGAUAGUCAAAUUUAGGUUGCUGGUGUUUUUAUAAAGAGAAGUUGUUUUAUCAGUCAAUUUUGUUCGAAAAUUGAAGGGUGAAGCCUGUUUCCCCUUUCCCGAGUCCCGCCAUCAUCGCUUCGCUGGGUCUCAUUGGGCGCACCUUUGUUAAAUUCUGCGUUUACACGCGCACCUUUGUUAAAUUCUGCGUUUACACGUGCACCUUUGUUAAAUUCUGCCUUUAGAUUCAGAGAAAGAAAGUCCAAUCCCAUCUCCAGUCCAAGAUGCAACGCCAUCUUGACUUAGCAUCUACAACGUUUAAAGAAACUACUGGAAAGCUUGAGGAAAAGAUGAACGCGCUCGAGCUGAAGCAAGAAGAACUUGACCAGGAAAGAAUAACACUAAGGGAGCAAGUGAAAGAGUUGACAGCGGCAAACGUCGCUCUUGAUGCGAAGGUGGCCGCUCAAGAGAAGGAAGCGUCAGAACUAAAAAGUGAAUCCUCUGGAUUUGUGUGGAAGAUAGGUGGCUUCACUGAGGUCUUACAGCAGGCCAUGAAAGACGGCAACAAGAAAAUAUACAGUAGCCCAUUCUCCACAGGACCACAUGGCUACAAACUCAUAGUUGGUAUGAAACCACUCGGCGACCGGACAUCGAAUAACAGGUACGUUUCUGUAUUCCUUGGUCUCGUGAAUGGUAAUUACGACGCUAUAUUGGCCUGGCCUUUUCAUCGUAAAGUAACAUUUACCUUAAUCGAUCAACAAGAUGAUCCAAAAAAGAGGCAAAACGUGGUCUGCGCUUUGCUCACAAGCACAAGUGAUUCCUGCUGUGCCAGGCCCGGACCCACUUCAUGUAUUACUGAAUUGCCAGGCAUUGCCAGGUUUGUAUCUCACAAGAAUCUGAAGACGAAACGAUACAUUGUUGACGACACAUUAUUUCUUCAAGUUGAGAUUGGCCUUCCACAGUAAACGUGAUGGUUUGUGUCUAAGCUGACAUAGUCUUUUUGUAUGACGAAGUAAUACUGUUAAGCUCUGACGAGGUAACUGAGGACAAAAUGUCAAGAAAAUCGUAUCUUAGUAAUGCGAAAAAUAAAGAAUUUCACUAUAAAAAUAUUACAAUUAUGGAUCACUUAACUCGAAUGAUAAGUUUACUCGACUUUUAGGACUUUUUUUCUUGGUAAUAUUUAUUGUAAUUUACAAUAAGUCCAUAGGGCUUUGAUUUUUAUCGUUAAUUUAGUAGACUGUGACCCUGCGAUGAAGAAGCACCCCACCCGGGGAGAUAAGGGCGGGUAGAAGUACAGUUGUACUCCUAGUCUCCUCAUGCCACUAAUACUGGAGAUAAGCGCUGGUGUGUCAGGUUACCGGCUUGGAUAUAGACUUCACCUUUUACUUUAUAGUGAUUUGAGCUUGGAAAGCCGUUAGUUGAUGUUUUCAGGUCCAAUUCUUUUGAUUGUAAUAGCGAAUAAUUCAUCACAAUUUAUUUUCCCAACACACGUUAGCAGCUAUAUGGUAAGCCAUAUCUCUAAUGAAAGGGCAUGAAGUAAGCUUACAAGAAUUGCGUUAUGUUUUGAAAUCUUUAUAAAAUUUCAUUAAUGUUCAAAAACUAGAGCGAAAGUUCUACAAAAUGUUGAUAAUAAAGAGACUUAUUUCAGAGUGAUAAAGGGUUGUGAGAAAUAGUUAAAAACAGAAAUGUUACUUGUUAUGUUGGCAAUGUUUCCAGCAGAUGUGGCUGGAAAGAAGUUAAUUAAUACUGAAUUUACUAGAAUUUAUUUUGUGACACUGUAAUAAAAAGACCAAAAACAUGUUUAAUUGACCACAUCUUUUCUUCUCUAUUUUCUCAACGGAUAUAUAUGGAUAUGUAGUUUUUAGUGACUGCUCGCGGAUUUGAAACCGCCACAUCAAAACGGCGCGAAAAAUCGAGAGCCUUAAAUUUGCAUACUAAUAAUUCGCAUCAACAGGUUUUCAGUGUCACUCUUUUGAUUGAAGGAGCGGAUCUGCUGUCACGAGUUCGAGAAAAAUUUCGCUUUUUCAUCACAUAGACGGCCGAAUUCAUUGCGUUGAAGAUGAACAAAAUUACCAUACACGACUGCGUUUAUAUGAAAGGAAAUCGUAUCUUAAUGGUGCCGGUCUUGCCUUCGAAUUUUGCGAAGUCGUUAGAAAAUGCGUAACUUGCAUAAAUUAGAUUCUGCUUGCCGCAGCCGCUUUCCAGACUUCAGUCUCUCCCUGCUGCAUUUCUGCCAGAUCCUUGAAUAUUUUUUCUUCCCCUGGAACUCUCAUUGAAAGCUUCUUUUUUACCUAACAUAUCGGUUUAUUUACAGAAACCCAUAAUUCUGGUGCACAAUACAAUAAUCUUUAAUAAAUUAGGAAAUUAUCACGUAUGGUCGGCAGCGCGCAUUGUCACAUGUAGUUGCGUAUUAUUUACAAGAGAUAAUAUUCUGCUCUUUAUUUAUUUUGCUCCUUACCCUCGUUUCUUCCCAAAUCUUUUCACUUUCUAUAGAAAUUGAUCUUUUUAGUUUGGAGUUAUUAGGGUUCUUUAUAAUUUUUAUCGCCAAAUAUAGCAACGGAUGAAGUUGAAUAUAGAAGAGCUGUCUGGUUUUGUAGCCUUAGGCUGCAAGUUCGCGCGUGCAGGUUUGAGCCACAUGUCAUUUAAAGUCGCUCGAAUUUCCAGUUUGCUUACUCAAAUAGAACAGGUUAAAUUAGUAAUUAUAAAACUACAGGGUAACAGCCAUUCUUUGGAAGGAAAAACGAUCGAAGUGUGGUUUCAUAACUGAUGGAGCCACCGUUAGUUUGCUUUUUUGCGGUUUUAUCUCGCAUCUGAUUGGUGGCUACACAAUCGACAUGUCAAAAUCAAAUCAAAGUGUUCACGGUUUUUUGACUUUCACAGUAAUAUUUGUAAGAAUCGUAAUAUUCUCGUAGUAGCUCGUCUGUUUUCACGUUAGACUGAAGAUUUCAUACAGUUAGAUCCAACAUGCUGGAAACGGGAAGCAUUAAAUUACCUUGUGGCUACGAGGAAGACUUCACGAGUCCAGUUGACGAUGACUUGCUAUGUUUAAUUUGUCAACUGCCUUUGCGAGAGCCAGUUCUGACGAGAUGUGGUCACAGAUUUUGUCGGCAGUGCCUCGAGAAACACAUGGCAAGCCAAAAAAGCCAGUGGCAAGAGUGUAGUUGUCCUGUUGACAGAGAGGAACUUGACCGCCAAAAGGACAUAUUUCCCGACAAUGCCACCGGAAGGAAGAUUCUCUCGUUUACCAUAAAAUGCUCCAGCGAAGGUUGCGAGUGGACUGGUGAACUGAGGGAGAAAGAGGAUCAUCUAGCGUCUUGCAGUUUCAAAAUUGUUUCUUGCACCAACGAAAACUGUCAAGUGACGAUUCAAAGGAAGGAACUUGAAGAGCACGUGACCAACUCGUGCCAGUGGAGGAUUGUAGUUUGUGAUCACUGUAACAAGUCGCACCCAAAGUGUGUGAUUCAAGAUCAUGUUGAAAAGUGCGAGAAGAAGCCCGUGGAAUGCCCAAAUAAUUGUGGUGAAAUUAUUGUUCAAGAAGAGAUUGCAUCUCAUACUAACGACCACUGUCCGCUGUCUAUGGUUUCCUGUCCGUAUGCUCAGAUGGGCUGCAAUGCAAAGAUUCAGAGGAAGGAAGUCGAAGCCCAUCUCCAGUCCACAAUGCAGCUGCAUCUUGACUUAGCAUGUACAACUUUUAAAGAAACUACUGGAAAGCUUGAGGAAAAGGUGAACGCGCUCCAACUGAAGCAAGAAGAACUUGACCAGGAGAGAAGAGUACUACGGGGGCAGGUGAAAGAGUUGACAGCGGCAAAUGUCGCUCUUGAUGCAAAGGUGGCCGCUCAGGAGAAAGAGGUCUCUGUAUUGAGAAGUGAAUCCUCCACUUUUGUGUGGAAGAUAAAUGGUUUCAGCGAGAUUUUACAACGGGCCAUCAAUGGAACUGAGGAUGAAAUAUACAGUAAGCCAUUCUUCACUGGAAAAACGGGUUACAAGCUAUCAGUCGGUAUUGAACCAGAUGGCAAUCAGUCAAAAAGGAACAGGUAUCUUUCAGUAUACCUCCGUUUUAUGAAAGGCGAUCACGACAACAUACUGGCUUGGCCUUUCCAUUAUAAGGCCACAUUUACGUUGAUUGAUCAACAAAAUGAUACAAUUAAGAGGCAAAACGUGGCACAAUCUGUGAUAGUUCACGAAAGUAAGCCUACUUCAGAUGUAUCUAGCUACAUAUAUAUCAUUGAUAGAUUUGUCUCCCACAGGAUUCUGAAGACAAGACGCUACAUUGUCAACAACACAUUGUUUCUUCAAGUAGAGAUUGGCCCUCUGUCUUAGAAGAACGAAAAGGUGACUUGGAAGAAUACCUCAGAAUCUUUCUUUUUGUUACGAACAAACGAUCUUAAGAGUGCUGAGAUUAUGACGAGCAACGUAGUUCAUGGUCUCACUCAAUUGUGAUCUCUUACGAAAAUUCCCAUCAGCCUAAGUAGCCUUAAUUUAGUUUGUUUUAUUUGAGUUAACAAUUAUUCCACUCGCGCGCGUUGGAUAUGAGAAGUGAGAGGCGCAUAGGGCGGAGUUGUCUGAUAACCAUCUCAUAUCCAACAAGCAGUGAGGGGAAUAAUUUCCUUAAAAAAAAACGCCUCCAAAACAUAGAAAACUAAAAUAAAAUAAAGAUGUUCCCCCCAAAAUACGAACACGCUUACCAUAUUUCAAAUAUUUUCGCUCGCGUGCAAUUGAUCUGAACGCUUCUCUCUUCACGUGAUUGAAUAUGCCUCCGCUAAAACUGGGGAAUACCCGAGAGAUAAACUGCGCUUGUUGCGAAAAAUAUAUGAAGCAUAAUAAACGCAAUAGUCUCCAUUUUGAGCGAAAAUAUUUUCAGAUAUUCGUCCUUGGGCAUGAUCUGUAAACGAUUCUGUAGAUUUCUUCUAGCUACGCUUGUAGAAAACUGUUCGCUCCUCGGAACAGAUAAUAUGCGGGGACAAAUAUUCGAGCGCAUUUUCACGACAAAUGAUGGUCAUUGUUUAUAUAUGCCAGAUGGCUAACCCAAUGAAAACCCUUGAAUUGCAUUAUUCAAUGAUCCGGAGUUUUAAAUAGUAUUCUUUAAUUUACAUUUCCUUCCAUUUUAAAGACGCAAGGGAAAUUGUAUUCGUAAGAAAUCUAUGAUAACUGUGCAAACGUAUUGGACGCAACAUGGCCGAGGCGGCGUUUUUAAGGGAGCUAAUACAGUAAUCCGGAGGUCUCGAUUUCAAGCCCUGCGCACUGCUAUGUCCAUGAGCAGGAUUUGUUCUUGGUAGGUCCGAGUUCAAUUCAAUUCCGACCUCGGUUAUGCUGUACGUGUAAAUAGACAACUGGUCUGCCUCUUGCCAGUUGACUGAUUCUUAAACCAGUUUGCGUUCAUUUUCAAUAUUUAGAACAGAAUUUGUUGACAUCGACCCGUUUAAUCAGGUGUUAAUUAUAAUAGUUUGGGAUUCUUUGUUUAUGUAAUAUUCGUCUAAUUAGUUUUAGCAACGCAUCAAUUCUGCAGAUCAAGCUACAUAUUAAGAUAUCCAUUCUGAAUAUUGAGAGGGCGUAGCCGGCUAAACUGUUCCAAGGAUUUUGAGCCCAAUGUAAGGGGAAAACUGGAACUAAAUAAUGGAACAGUAUCCUCGUUGAAUUAUGCAAAUUAGAGAGCAUUAGUUCUUUUAAUUGAAAAAAACAAACAAACAAACAAACAAAACAAAAAGAAAAAACAGUAAAAUAGCUUUUAGUCUCGCCCAUUGUCUAAUUAUUCUUGUUGUUAUGAAAAAAGGAAGCAAAAGGUAAUUUACAGGAAUGAAUAUUUGCGGUUUGUGUCAUCGAUUGUGCACCAGAAGCAAUCAGGGAAAUAAAAUUACCCUCAAACUUUACAAAUAUACACAUUCUUAUGACUAGUU